This is a messenger RNA of Sorex araneus (European shrew), 3233 nucleotides long. RefSeq names its product sucrase-isomaltase (gene SI). Gene Ontology annotation, molecular function: alpha-1,4-glucosidase activity; carbohydrate binding. The record is from RefSeq and is a predicted model, not a curated record. Gene Ontology annotation, biological process: carbohydrate metabolic process. NCBI's taxonomy places the organism in Eukaryota, Metazoa, Chordata, Mammalia, Eulipotyphla, Soricidae.
CGGACGAGAUACUCUCGGUAGCUUGCCAGGCUCUCCAAGAGGGACAGAAGAAUAAAACCCAGAUGGCAAGAAAGAAAUUUACUGGAUUGGAAAUAUCUCUGAUCGUCCUCUUUGCUAUAGUUACUAUAAUAGCUAUUGCUUUAGUUGCUGUAUUAGCAACUAAUACACCUGCUGUUGAAGUGGAAUCCACUGUUUUAGGAAAAUGUCCAACAGAGCAAAAUAAAAGAAUAAAUUGUAUUCCAGAUCAAUUUCCAACACAGGCACUUUGUGCAAAGCGAGGCUGUUGCUGGAAGCCCCUGAAUUAUUCAUUUAUUCCCUGGUGCUUCUUCGCAGAUAAUCAUGGAUAUAUUGUUGAAAAAAUCUCAAAACCAAAUAUAGAUUUUGAAGCCAAUUUAAAAAGAAGACCUUCACCUACACUGUUUGGCGAUGAUAUUACCAGUCUUCUCCUCACAACCCAAAGUCAGACACCAAAUCGUUUUCGGUUCAAGAUUACUGAUCCAAAUAAUAAAAGAUUUGAAGUUCCUCAUCAGUUUGUAAAAGACUUUUCAGGACCCCCGGCUUCUAAUACAUUGUAUGACGUGAAAGUUACUGAAAAUCCAUUUAGCAUAAAAGUUUCUAGAAAAAGCAAUAAUAAAACUUUGUUUGACACUAGCAUUGGCCCCCUCGUGUACUCUGACCAGUAUUUACAGAUAUCAACCAGACUCCCCAGUGAGUACAUGUAUGGACUCGGGGAACAUGUUCAUAAGAGAUUUCGUCAUGAUAUACAGUGGAAAACAUGGCCGAUUUUUACUCGUGAUCAACUACCUGGUGAUAAUAACAAUAACUUAUAUGGCCAUCAAACAUUUUUCAUGGGCAUUGAAGAUACAUCUGGAAAGUCUUUUGGUGUUUUCUUAAUGAACAGCAAUGCAAUGGAGGUUUUUAUCCAGCCUACUCCAAUCGUAACUUACAGAGUGACUGGUGGCAUUCUGGAUUUUUACAUCUUUCUAGGAGAUACUCCAGAACAAGUAGUUCAACAGUACCAAGAGCUCACUGGACGACCUGCAAUGCCAUCAUAUUGGAGUCUUGGAUUCCAACUGAGUCGCUGGAAUUAUACGUCACUGGAUGUAGUGAAGGAAGUGGUAAAAAGAAAUCGUGAUGCCGGUAUACCAUAUGAUACACAGGUCACCGAUAUUGACUACAUGGAAAACAAGAAAGACUUUACUUAUGACAAUGAAACAUAUAAUGGACUUCCUGAUUUUGUUAAAGAUUUGCAUGACCAUGGACAGAAAUAUGUCAUAAUUUUGGACCCUGCAAUUUCCAUAACUCCUCGCACCAGUGGGGCACCAUAUGAAACCUAUGAGAGGGGAAAUAAAGAUCAAGUGUGGGUAUAUCAAGCAGAUGGGACUACUGCACUUAUUGGAGAGGUAUGGCCAGGAUUAACAGUAUACCCUGACUUCACUAAUCCAAAAUGCAUAGAUUGGUGGGCAAAUGAAUGCAGCAUUUUCCAUCAGGAGGUGAAAUAUGAUGGACUUUGGAUUGACAUGAAUGAAGUUUCCAGCUUUGUUCAUGGUUCAACAAAAGGAUGCAGUGAUAACAAACUAAAUUAUCCACCUUUUACUCCAGAUAUUCUCGACAAGGUCAUGUAUGCCAAGACCAUUUGCAUGGACGCCGUGCAGCACUGGGGAAAGCAGUACGACGUCCACAGCCUGUACGGGUACAGCAUGGCCAUAGCCACAGAGAAAGCUAUUGAGAAAGUUUUUCCUAAUAAGAGAAGCUUUAUUCUAACUCGGUCAACUUUCGCUGGAAAUGGAAGGCACGCUACACAUUGGUUGGGAGACAAUACUGCUUCCUGGGAGCAAAUGGAAUGGUCUAUCACAGCAAUGCUGGAGUUUGGCUUAUUUGGAAUGCCUUUUAAUGGAGCAGAUAUCUGUGGGUUCGUGGGUGAAACUACAGAAGAACUUUGCAGACGAUGGAUGCAAUUGGGAGCAUUUUAUCCAUUUUCCAGGAACCAUAAUGCAGAAGGUUAUAGGCAUCAAGACCCAGCAUAUUUUGGACAGGAUUCUCUCUUGGUUAACACAUCCAGGCACUAUUUGAAUAUCCGCUAUACCUUGCUGCCUUUCCUCUAUACUUUGCUCUAUAAAGCGCAUGUCUAUGGAGAAACGGUAGCGAGGCCAUUCCUUUAUGAAUUUUAUGAGGAUGAAAAUAGCUGGGUUGAGGACCUUCAGUUCUUAUGGGGUCCUGCAUUACUUAUUACCCCUGUCUUGAGGCAGGGAGCAGAAAUUAUGAAUGCAUAUAUCCCUGAUGCCACUUGGUAUGAUUAUGAAACGGGUAUAAAACGACCCUGGAGAAAACAACGUGUUGAUAUGCCUCUUCCAGCAGAUAAAAUAGGAUUACAUCUUAGAGGUGGUUAUAUUAUUCCCACUCAACAACCUGCUGUCACUACAGUGGCAAGCCGGAAGAAUCCUUUAGGACUGAUCGUUACAUUAGCUGAUAAUAACACAGCAAAAGGAGACUUUUUCUGGGAUGAUGGAGAAUCUAAAGAUUCCAUAGAACGUGGCAACUAUAUAUUUUAUACAUUUUCUGCUUCAAAUAACAAAUUGGACAUUACAUGUACACAUUCAUCAUAUCAGGAAGGAACAACUUUAGCAUUUGAGACUGUUAAAGUCCUCGGUUUGACAAAAAACGUUACACAAAUUGCAGUGGUGGAAAAUAAUCAAUCAAUUGCCCAUAGCAAUUUUACUUAUUUUGCUUCCAAUACGAGUCUCAUAAUUGAUAAUCUCAAGUUAAAUCUUGGAAGAAACUUUUCUGUUCAAUGGAAUCAAAUUGACCCAGACAAUUACCUUGAAACCAAAGAAAAAUGUGAAGAACAUGGAUGUUUAUGGAAAACAGGGAAUCUCAGAUCCAAAGUGCCUAAGUGUUAUUUUCCUAGACAAUGCAACUCUUACUUAGUUAAGUCAAUUCAUUACUCAACAAUGGGUGUAACAGCUGAUCUCCAGUUGAGUAAUGCAAAUACUUGAAUAAAGAUGCCUUCUGAACCUAUCUCAACUCUCCGUGUGGAGGUGAAAUAUCACAAAAGUGACAUGCUAAAAUUUAAGGUGUAUGAUCCUAAAAAUAAGAGAUAUGAAGUGCCUGUACCACUGGAUAUUCCAACUAUUCCAACAACUACAUAUGAAAAUAGACUUUAUCCCUCACUCGCCAAAAAAAAUCCUUUGGGCAUCCAGAUUCAACAGCGAAGUACAGGAAGAGUUAUGUAA